UGUAUUCGUGACUCGGUAUGAUGUAAACAAACACACGUGCAAAUUCUAAACAUGUAAUUCAUAUACAAACGGACUCGUAUUUACGUAGCUGAAAGGAUAAGCAGCAACAGUACAUCCCUGGAAGUGAAAUUUACCGGUCAGAAUGCCUCCCAAACCAAGACAGAAGGCUAAGAGAGGUCCUCCUCCCAAGGUUGUGGCUAAACCAAGUCCUCAAGAAGAUACAGAUGAAGCGGCUGCCCUAGAGAAGUUUGCACUCGAGUUAAGAUGGUGUUUACAGCAGAUAGAACUCAGCAUGGAGAAGAAGCAGGGAAAUUCCAAACAAACCGAGGAAUUGAUGAAAAGUCACUUGACUUUAUCGAACAACAAGACUCCCACGGUGAAGAAAAGACAGCUCAUGAGGUCAAUGUUUGGGGACUACAGGAAGAAGAUGUCGGAUGAGGAAAAGAAAUUUAAGAUAGAAAAACCCAAAAUGAAUGCAAAUAUUACUGUCCCAAAGCAGUCAAAAUGUGUGAAGAAAUCAACCAAAAAAUGUGAUCAGCAAACAGUAGUUAAUACAACAGAAGAUAAUUCAAAUGAAGAAGCAAAAGAAACAAGAAUUUCGGAGUCUCAGCAGGAGGAAAUUGAUGCCAAGGAAAGUGGUGCCAAGCUUAGUACUUCUGUAGCAGUUGUUGAUGUAAAAGAAAAUCCUGAGGUACUGCCAAAACCUACAGACACCUUCAAGUUCAAGGCAACAGGAAACGAGUUUAGAUUUAACUUUUCGAUGUCAGAGUAAAUGUGAUAAUAAAAUGUAAUUAUUC
Penaeus vannamei (Pacific white shrimp) is the source of this 797-nucleotide messenger RNA. Its product is annotated as UPF0488 protein C8orf33 homolog. Lineage: Eukaryota; Metazoa; Arthropoda; Malacostraca; Decapoda; Penaeidae. The record is from RefSeq and is a predicted model, not a curated record.